AUGAAUGGAAAGGCUCUAGACAAUGUCGACUACGAUGCCGGCGAAAUUUUUCGGAGUGUACCAGAUGCUGGGACGAACUCUUUGUCUCUGACGGGUUUUUGUGUAGUGCUAAGAAUGGCAAGACUCACUGACGAUGCCGACGAUGAUGCUACCGAAAAGUCUGGGAACGUGCCACGUCCAAGUUCCGAAUAUAGAAAUUAUCAUGCAUAUUAUGGGCUCGGGAUUAGGUUCGUUACACUAGUUCUUCUUAACAAUAUGAUCAUGUUGCGAAGACAAGGUCAAGUAACUACUAUAUAA
Molecule: messenger RNA, 297 nt
Organism: Protopolystoma xenopodis
Lineage: Eukaryota; Metazoa; Platyhelminthes; Monogenea; Polystomatidea; Polystomatidae
Source: the annotation of a GenBank genome assembly